This is a messenger RNA of Xiphophorus hellerii (green swordtail), 3039 nucleotides long. RefSeq lists its product as uncharacterized. Bases 1 to 3039 code for a protein of 1012 amino acids. The transcript has 2 exons. The record is from RefSeq and is a predicted model, not a curated record. Gene Ontology annotation, molecular function: nucleic acid binding; zinc ion binding. NCBI's taxonomy places the organism in Eukaryota, Metazoa, Chordata, Actinopteri, Cyprinodontiformes, Poeciliidae.
AUGAAAGGCUGGCGGGUCCUUGAUGUGGAGGUGGAGGGUCAGAAAAGUCAACACAUGUUUUGGCUGGCGAAAAUCCAGGACCCCUGUAUUAUUGGAUUGGACUUGCUGGCGGCGUGGGGGGGCAUAAUAGAUGUUACUUCAGCCACGCUCCGAGUGGGCCACAAAGCCGUUGAACUUCACUCCCAACGUCAAGAGAAGGUGCGACAGGUUAAUGCACCAACACUAUCAGAAGACCGCAACAGGGCUCCACAAAGACCACUGGAUGACUUGGUGGGGACGGAGGAGGCACAUGCAGAACUGCCAUCAGAGGAGACAAGGCAGGCUGUACGGGAGCUGUGCCUGCGGAGCUGUGGAGGACUGGGUCAGGAGCAGAGUGAACGGUUACAGGACCUGCUGGAGGCCUACAUUGACAUUUUUGCUGCUAAGGAUGAGGAGUGUACUCGCACUAAUCUGGUACAGCACGACAUCGACACUGGAGAAACGAGACCCAUCCGUCUACGGCCCCACCGUCUGCCUUUUUCAAGGCGGGCCGUGGCAGAGAAGAAGAUCGAAGAGAUGCUAAAGGCUGAUGUCAUAGAGCCCUCCAAUAGCCCCUGGGCCGCACCGGUAGUGCUGGUGGGAAAGAAAGACAAAGACUGGCGGUUCUGUGUUGACUACCGACGCCUGAAUGAAAACACCCGCAAGGACUCCUACCCCCUCCCACGCAUUGACGAUACGCUGGACUACAUUGCUGGGUCCAGUUGGUUCAGUUCCCUUGACCUUCGCAGCGGUUAUUGGCAAGUGGAACUGUCUCCAGAAGCUCGCCCAAAGACAGCAUUCACCAUUGGGCAGGAACUGUGGCAAUUUAAGGUGAUGCCUUUUGGUCUCUGCAAUGCCCCAGCUACCUUUGAACUCCUCAUGGAAAGGGUGUUGGCCCAUAUUCCACGAAGCCGCUGUGCGGUCUACCUGGAUGACCUUCUGGUGCACGCAGACAGUUUUGAGGCUGCCCUGGCCAACCUUCAGGAAGUGUUUGAUACCAUUCGCCAGGCUAACCUGCGACUUCACCCACAGAAGUGUCACCUGCUCCAGAGAGAGACCACCUUUCUGGGCCACGUCAUCAGUGCAGCCGGAGUAUCUACAGACCCGGACAAGGUCAGUGCAGUGAGGAAUUGGCCAGAGCCUCGGGACACUAAGGAGCUGCAUAGCUUCUUGGGGCUAGCCUCCUAUUACCGGAGAUUUGUAAAGGACUUUGCCACUCUCGCCAGCCCCCUGCAUCGGCUGACCCAAAAGGGACAAACAUUCCACUGGGAUGAAGACUGUGCUGCUGCCUUCUCUGCACUCAGGAUGGCACUGGUGGGGGCCCCAGUACUGCAGUAUCCUGACCCAAACCAACCCUUCAUUCUGGAUACUGAUGCCAGUGAUAGAGGCAUUGGGGCAGUGCUCUUUCAAGGGGGAGAGACAGGAGAACGGGUUGUUGCUUAUUACAGCCGCACCCUCAGCCGGGCAGAAAGGAACUAUUGUGUCACCCGGCGGGAGCUGCUGGCUGUUGUCCAGGGUGUUCGACACUUCUGCCACUACCUCUAUGGGAGGAAGUUUCUUCUUCGCACUGACCAUGCAUCCCUGACCUGGUUGCUGAAUUUCAAAGAGCCAGAGGGGCAACUAGCACGGUGGUUAGAGGCACUGCAGGAUUACAACUUCCAAAUCGUUCACCGGGCUGGUCGGCUUCAUGGCAAUGCUGAUGCCCUGUCCCGCCGGCCGUGUGCAAUAGGAACUGACUGUAAGCAGUGUCAACGGGUGGAAGGACGUGGGUCAAUGGGCCCCCAGACCGUGGCUCUACAAGUCGUCAGCAAAAACCCACAACAUCCUAGGUGUCUCAGGGUGACCGAAGGGUUUGUGGAUGGUGUGGAAGUUAUGGGGGCCGAACAACUGCGGGCCGAGAUCGCUUCUCGGCCUUUUGGCUCAGACAGCGGUCCCCUCCUUUGGGUGGUGAUAGCGGAUUUUUGGACACGGUUUGAAAAUGCUAAGACCCAGUUUUCAGCAUUUGACGUCGAGAAGCUGACUGACAACUCCCUGAAAGCGGUGAUUGUCAGGAUGUUCAAUGAGACUGUCAGUGCUGAAGACAUCUGUAUGUGGCUGGGUAGAUACUGCACUGUGAGAGGCCAGGCUAUGAAGGUGCGGGGUGUGGACGGCAUCUGGAACUGUGCUUGGUGGGUCCCCAUUAAACAAUGGGAAGAACCCCAAGGCUUCCAGGGCCUGAAGCAUCUCCCCUCAAUGAUAGUCCUGGGGGAGAACAGAGGCUACAUUCACUAUCAAGGCCAACCCAAACUGUGCCGGAAGUGCGGCGAGCAUGGUCAUCUGGCCGAAACUUGUGAAAAAGUAUUCUGCGGUAAAUGUCGAGAAGUGGGACACACUUUUGAUGAGUGUACGAACGGGCGGAAAUGUAAUUUGUGUGGUGGACAGGAUCAUUUGUUCAGAGACUGUCCAAAAUCGUUUGCAAAUAAAUUGAAAAAAGGAAAAGAGACGCUAACGGAAACGGCUAAUGAGCAAGUGGACGCAGCUGGGUCGGAAAAUUCAAAUCUCCCGCCAGGUCCUCUGAUUGGAGGAGAGGAGGAGAGGGCGGGAAGCGGGGAGGGGAAGGAAGCCCCCCCCCAGACCGAAACAUCCAGUGAGGGGGGGGAGAUGCUAACCGAAGGCGGAGCUAGUUCGGCAUCUGAGGAAGAACAGACUGACAGUAGCGAUGAUGCCCCCCUCCCCGACGCCCAGCUGGCUAAGAGGCCGGCAUCUGAGUCACCUCCCGACCUUACCCCCAAGGUAGGGAAGAGAGGAAGGCUGGAGGAACUCUUCGGUUCUUUCGGAGAGGAAUCCAGAGCCUUCCUCGCUGGCUCAUCCAAUGAGGUCUCGUUCCUAGACUUUGCUCACCAAUCAACCCCGGAGGACCCAAACAAGGUAACGGCUUUAGAAAGACGGCCGGCACCGAGAGUCCGAAGGGGGAAUGGAGCUCCAGCCCGACCUGCACCACCAUGUGGGAAGGAAGAGCUCUAUUCACAGGACAGUCUCUGA